AUGUACAAGAGAGCUGGACGGGCGCACGACUCGGGGGGUAUUGCUAGCACUCCCGAGGGCGGCGCCGCAAUGGAGUGCCCGGCCUGCCCACGACCCGAUUGGCAUAUACCGGACUCGUGGAUCUCCAGUCCGCUUGAAUGGUUGUAUCAGCGUUACCUUGCCAUAGACGCUAACUUCCGCCUAUCGAACCGAUUCUCCCGUUCUACCGAGAAGAGCGAUCCUUGUUUGAAUGAUGGACGAGCCUACAUGAUUUCCGCGGUGCAGUUCGAGGCGUAUUUGAAGGAGCUCGACAAGGACAAGGACGGCAACGAUAUUGAGCAGAUCAACCCGAUAUUCUCGGUUCUAUUCGACGCAGCGCAGGUCGUACUUGAGAAGACGAGGACGUUCGUCGUCCCGAAUUUCCACCUAUAUGCGCAUAAAUUCUGGUGCUUCUGUCGGCACAACUUCUUGUACACGCCGGGCGUCGCGCAGACGGAUGGAGAGGGUUGCGAGCGGGUCUGGGCGGGAACGAACGGCGCUCAGGGAAGCAUACGCGAGUCGGGCGUUGGCGCUUGGCGCGACAUGAUGGACGACAUCUGCCAGGCCUGGAAUCAAAAGAAAGCCUGCGGUUUGGGUACGUACAAUGAUUACGAAGAGCAUAAAAGAGGCGCUUCAAUAGGCGUACAUGCACUGCAAGAUAUACUCGAUCUCACAGCGCUCGUCAUCAAUGACACCCACGACAAAUACAAGAAGUUCUCGAAAAGGCUGGAGAGGUGGGACGCCGAUGGCCAGAAGGGAAAGGACUGCCCUUACGAGCAUACGUUACCUACGCUCCCCGAGCUUACUCGGAGGGCCGAAUCCGAGGUUGACCUGGUCACCGCGCCGAAAAGGGCGCAGCGAAGCGAAGAGAUCUUGCUGGCUCCCCACACGAGCGCAUCCGCGAUAUCGCCUGCUACGGGAACGCUGGCGGAUAAAGAUCCAGUACAGGCUGAGGGCGCAGGCGCAUCUGCAGACUUGGCGCAGGGCAUGGGCGCAGGGGGUGUAGGCGCCACGAGCGGCGAGACGGCGACGGCGUCGACGUGGGCCCGUGAACCUCACGACAGAAGGUUGUCGUUUGAGCGAGAGGCGCUUCUGCAAGAACUGGCAGACGUCGAGGCGAAUGAGGAGCGGGUGAAGUGGCUGAUGCUGGGGAUGAAGCUUGAGGAUGACAGACAACGUCUCAAGAGCGACGCGCCGAACGACAGUCCCGACGUCAAGGCCAGCCGGGAGGACGCGCUCUACGAAGCUCUUUUGCGCUUUCGGAAGGAGCAAGAUCGUCAUAUGCCCGGCUUCUUGGUGACAUUACCGACAGAGUGGCGCGACCCGCGAGAGGAGGAUGCCACCAAGACGCCGCUAUCGAUGCUGAGACGUGGCAGAUGGGUGGAGAAACUCGGCGCUCUGUCCAUCUGGGAGAUGCGCGUGCGGCUAGCGAACAUGGAUGGCUUGUUGGACGAACUCCGGCUGUCGCUGCGACUACGGGUCGCGUUGAACAAGCAAGGCGCGUUAUUGGUCGAUGGGAGAUGGGUCGUGAGCGACGAUGCAGGUGGUCGUUAUUGCGGCGACGUGGGAGGUAGGCCGUAUAGUCGCGGCAGAGGGAAGACGCGGUCACCCUGCACGUCACCGGCCACGCUCUUUGCGUCCAUGGGAUUCCUCAUGCACUGUACUUCAGAACGAUGA
Molecule: messenger RNA, 1695 nt
Organism: Peniophora sp. CBMAI 1063
Lineage: Eukaryota; Fungi; Basidiomycota; Agaricomycetes; Russulales; Peniophoraceae
Source: the annotation of a GenBank genome assembly